CUCUAUCUCUCUCUCAAGGUGUCUGUGUUUUGUUUGUGUGUUUGUGUGUUCGUAUGUUUUGGGUUUUCCUUUCGUCUUACAAAGAUGGGUGAGGCUGUUGAGUUCUUCCACGCCAAUGGGUAUGCCAAUGGGUUCUCAAAGAACUGUGAAGAAGACAACCAGCUCGACAAUCUUCACAACUGUAGUUGGUAUGAAGAACUGAUUGAUGAUGAUCUCAAAUGGUCGUUUGCUUUGAAUAGGGUACUCCAUAAAGGGACAAGCGAGUAUCAAGACAUAGCUCUCUUAGAUACCAAGCGUUUUGGGAAGGUUUUGGUGAUUGAUGGGAAGAUGCAGAGUGCCGAGGUGGACGAGUUUAUUUACCAUGAAUGCUUGAUUCAUCCUGCUCUCUUAUGUCACCCCGACCCCAGAACUGUGUUUAUAAUGGGUGGUGGCGAGGGAUCCGCUGCCAGGGAAGCACUCAAGCACAAAUCAAUGGAGAAAGUAGUUAUGUGCGAUAUUGAUCAGGAGGUGGUCAAUUUCUGUCGUAGAUAUUUGACAGUAAACCAGGAGACCUUUUGCCACAAGAAGCUUAAUCUUGUUAUUAAUGAUGCCAAGGCUGAAUUAGAGAAGAGGAAUGAGAAAUUCGAUAUCAUAGUUGGAGAUUUAGCAGACCCAGUUGAAGGAGGGCCUUGUUAUCAACUCUACACAAACUCUUUCUACGAGAAAAUUCUCAAACCCAAGCUCAAUGACAAUGGCAUCUUCGUCACCCAGGCUGGACCAGCAGGCAUUUUCACCCACAAGGAGGUUUUCACCUCCAUAUACAACACAAUCAAGCAGGUCUUCAAGUAUGUGAUGGUGUACACAGCUCACGUGCCAUCUUUUGCAGAUACAUGGGGAUGGGUUAUGGCCUCAGACCAACCCUUUUCUAUUAAUGCUGAGGAUAUGGACAAAAGGAUUGAUGCAAGAAUAGAUGGCGAAUUACUCUAUUUGAAUGGUGCUUCCUUCCUCUCCUCUGCCACCAUGAAUAAGACGGUUUCGUUAUCGUUGUUGAACGAAAUGCAUAUCUACACUGAAGAAAGUGCAAGAUUCAUUCAUGGACAUGGGGUGGCUUACCGCCAUUAAAGUCACAAGCUUCUUUUUUUCUUUUUUAGGGGGGUUAUUGCUGUGCAAAGGAAAAUCAUUGACGCAUUGGUUUUCAACAAUGGAUGUUAAGGACUUAUGGAUUUUAUUAUAUGUUUCUUACAAAUUCAUGACGUGUGAAUCUACAAGACACUUAUCACACUAUCCGACAAAUGUGAACAAUCACAAUGACAGAUUAGAUAAUACUUAUUUUCAUAACAUGUAAAUUGUUAUGUUAAGUGAGUUUGUAAGAAGUUAUAGUAAAAAUUGUAAAUGCCCCAACAUUUUUUUUUGUUUUAUCAGGAAUAUGAGGCAUUCCUCCAUUCAGAUUUUUAUAAUGGAAGUAGUUUUCUCUUC
Messenger RNA from Corylus avellana, 1455 nucleotides. RefSeq names its product S-adenosyl-L-methionine-dependent methyltransferases superfamily protein (gene ACL5). The record is from RefSeq and is a predicted model, not a curated record. Gene Ontology annotation, molecular function: thermospermine synthase activity. Lineage: Eukaryota; Viridiplantae; Streptophyta; Magnoliopsida; Fagales; Betulaceae. Gene Ontology annotation, biological process: polyamine biosynthetic process.